CUAUAAGCAUUGCUCGAACCCAUGCAGCCUCUUUGUCCAUAAAUCUGAAGUCUCUCCUUGAACAGAAGAUAAAAGAGUGCUUUGUGCAGUAACAGAUAUGGCUAAGGAAAUGGGCGAAGAGGGUCCAGUGGAGCACCAGCAGCAUGCGAAGGACUACGUAGACCCGCCACCAGCUCCACUGCUGGACUUGAAAGAGCUGAAGCGGUGGUCUUUUUACAGAGCUCUCAUAGCAGAGUUCAUGGCCACCCUUCUCUUCCUUUACGUAUCUGUGGCUACUGUUAUUGGGUAUAAGAGCCAAGCUGAUGCUUGCGAUGGUGUUGGCUUUCUUGGCGUUGCUUGGGCUUUUGGUGGCAUGAUUUUUAUCCUCGUUUACUGCAUUGCUGGGAUUUCUGGAGGGCACAUUAACCCAGCAGUAACCUUCGGGCUGUUACUUGCGAGGAAGUUGUCGCUAGUAAGAGCAGUGGCGUACAUGGUGUUCCAAUGCCUAGGAGCCAUUGCCGGCGUAGGCUUAGUGAAGGCAGUGAUGGAGGAUUCCUACAGUUCUCUAGGCGGUGGUGCCAACUCAGUUUCUUCUGGUUACUCAAAAGGCACCGCACUGGGAGCAGAGAUCAUCGGCACUUUCGUCCUUGUCUACACCGUCUUCUCCGCUACCGAUUCUAAACGGAAAGCCCGCGAUUCCUUUGUUCCAGUUUUGGCUCCCUUGCCCAUUGGAUUUGCUGUGUUCGUAGUUCAUUUGGCCACAAUUCCUAUCACUGGCACUGGCAUUAACCCUGCCAGGAGCUUUGGCGCUGCUGUGAUUUACAACAAUAAGACCGUUUGGGAUGAUCAUUGGAUUUUCUGGGCUGGGCCAUUUCUGGGAGCAAUGGCGGCAGCAGGAUAUCACCAGUACAUACUGAGAGCAGGAGCCGCUAAAGCUUUGGGAUCGUUUCGUAGCAACCCCUCCAUCUGAAUUCCGAAGAGAGGCUCAACAAUUAUCUGUUUGCUUGCUAGUUAUGUAGAUUUUUAAAAUAAUCACUCGCACCAAUGCUAUUAAUUAAUGUAUUCAGAACAGAAUACUGCAACUAUUUCCUAGAAGAAGUUAUCUGCUUUACUAUUUAUACCACGUCCAAGCCCAGUAUUGCUCUUUGAAAGAAGUCGACAUAUCGUCAGGGUUUAAUUAGCUCUGAGAUGGGAUUCUAGCUACCUGAAUUAUCUCAAAGAUUUCCUUUUCUUUGUACGUAAUACUUUUUAAAGCUCAAGGAAGUUUAAAUUAUUUAGCAGCCAGUUGAA
Molecule: messenger RNA, 1269 nt
Organism: Manihot esculenta (cassava)
Lineage: Eukaryota; Viridiplantae; Streptophyta; Magnoliopsida; Malpighiales; Euphorbiaceae
Product: aquaporin PIP2-7
Exons: 4
Coding region: 98-949 (283 amino acids)
Biological process (GO): transmembrane transport
Cellular component (GO): plasma membrane
Molecular function (GO): water channel activity
Source: RefSeq, a predicted model, not a curated record